Molecule: messenger RNA, 1116 nt
Organism: Racocetra persica
Lineage: Eukaryota; Fungi; Glomeromycota; Glomeromycetes; Diversisporales; Gigasporaceae
Source: the annotation of a GenBank genome assembly
GAUAUGAACUUUGUUAAAGUAACGGAGACGGGCUUAACUCUAACUUACUCUGAUGGCAACAAGUCAAAUCAUCCCGAUACUAAUCCAAGAUCUGACGAAAGUGGGGCCAUUUUCACCUAUAGAAUAAUUGCAAAAGCUGAGCAGAAAACUAUUCUGUAUGCUACAAAACUUGGUAGUGCACUCGGUAGUGCGUUAGAGAAACAAGGAUUUAAAGUUCCAAAUGCUAUUUUAACUGAUUUACCUGAGGGUUAUGCGCUGUUCGAACAUAUUAAGCAAUAUCCGCCAGACGAAUCGGGUAAAGCAAAACCAAUAAGGAAAGACACAUAUUUAUUUGGUAAUGGUUCAAAGUACCGUUCACCCGCUGAAUUUGAGGAACAUCUUUUAUGGUUAGCUUCAAAUAAGACUUCUUCUUGUCGUUGUAGAUACUGCGAUAAAGGAUGGAGUACGGGCUCGGAUCUGGAUUCAACUUCACGCAAAAAAAAUGAUGUGGAUCCUCAUCCUAACAAAAAAAUUAAAUCAAAUGUACUUCAGAAUGAACCUUUAAAUUUGGCAUCAUCAUCUAAUUCAAAAAUACACCAAAGUGAAAUCGCAUCAAAAUAUUUAAUUCAAGAGAGAAAUCCUAAAGAAACUUUAAAUUUAGCAUCAUCAUCUAAUUCAAAAGUACAUCAAAUAGACAUCGCAUCAAAAACUUCUUUAAUACAAGAGAAAAAUCCUAAAAGAACUUUAAAUUUGGCAUCAUCAUCUAAUUCAAAAGUACAUCAAGCUGGCAUCACAUCAAAAACUUUAAUGCAAGAGAGAAAUCCUAAAGGAACUUUAAAUUUAGCAUCAUCAUCUAAUUCAAAAGUACAUCAAGCUGGCAUCAUAUCAAAAACUUUAAUACAAGAAAGAAAUCCUAAAGGAACUUUAAAUUUAGCAUCAUCAUCUAAUUCAAAAGUACAUCAAGCUGGCAUCACAUCAAAAACUUUAAUACAAGAGAGAAAUCCUAAAGGAACUUUAAAUUUAGCAUCAUCAUCUAAUUCAAAAGUACAUCAAACCGACAUCACAUCAAAAACUUCUUUAAUACAAGAGAGAAAUCCUAAAGGAACUUUAAAUUUGACAUCAUCACCUAAUUCAAAA